UACACACUCAACCAUCACACAGACAGAGGACCUAACAAGAGUCACCAAGAGAUCUGCUCACCAACUGAACCACUUCUGCUCUCCUAAGAUGAAGACAUUCAGUGUUGCAGUUGCAGUGGCCGUCAUGCUCGCCUUCAUCUGCACUCAGGAGAGCUCUGCCUUACCCCUCGCUGGAGUACAGGAGCUGGAAGAGCCAGUGAACUAUGACAAUGGUGACCUUCCAGUUGCUGAUCAUCCACAGUGGCCAGUGGAAAAAGAGAAGGUGAAAGAGAUAGAGGAUCCAGUCGGCACUGACAAUCCAGGUGCUGAAUAUGAAGAGACAUCAGUGGAAACAUGGAUGGUGCAAGAGCUGGAGGAGCCAGUCGGCACUGACUAUCCAGCUGCUGAAUAUGAAGAGACGUCAGUGGAAACAUGGAUGAUGCCAUUUAACAUCAGAGGGAAGCAUCAGAGUGGCCCCAUUAGAUGCCGUUAUUGCUGUGGCUGCUGCGUGCUCGGCGUCUGCGGCAUGUGCUGCAAGUGAGGAUUCUUUUUCCAGCUAGGGAUUUAAACAGCGUUCGCUCAAAUUGAACUUGUUUUUUUUUUUGUACUAAAUUAAAAAUCUGAUGACAAUGGCCUCUGUGAUGUGACUGCAUCAUCAACCCAUUCUACUGAAUACUGUAUCUGCAGUUGCUAUUGUAUAUUAUCAAAUUCCUCCUUAAUAAAUAAACAAAAAUAUAUGAUCAA
Plectropomus leopardus (leopard coralgrouper) is the source of this 723-nucleotide messenger RNA. Its product is annotated as hepcidin-like. Lineage: Eukaryota; Metazoa; Chordata; Actinopteri; Perciformes; Serranidae. The record is from RefSeq and is a predicted model, not a curated record. Gene Ontology annotation, cellular component: extracellular region. Gene Ontology annotation, biological process: intracellular iron ion homeostasis; defense response to bacterium.